GACCAACCCGCCUUCGUUUGUACUUCGACAAGCGACAUCAAACUAUUUCACUCGAGACGAAAAUAAAGCGUUCACGUUUGACAUCACAGCCGAGACAUAUUAGGCAUAUCAUAUCCUCAACAACAAUUGCUGUGGCUGAAAGCUAAAUAUAUUGACUGCUGAAUAUUAAAUAGGAAGGAGGACAGGAAUGACCAGCACCGUUUCUAGGAGGGGCAUAAUUUGCGAGUUUACCUGCAGGAAGGUGAGCUCUGUGCGGAACAGAUACCCCGGCGCCUCCCUCGUCGACUGUUUCUGUUUCUCCCUCCCCCAUUCAACCGUCAACAUGGACCGUACACCUGCACUUUUUACUCAGGAUUACUCUUGUAUUAUAAAAUCACCAUCUAUUUAAGGUCUCGAGAACAUCACAGUCUGUUUUAGGAGUCAACCGGUGGUCUCGAUGAAACCAUUAAGUGAACUAUGUAGUGAGCAUCUGAAAAAAAGCGCUGCGGAGAUGCCGACUGAGGAGGCGAGAACUGCACCUGGAAACGGUGUGAUCACAACACCUUCAACAGAGAAUCCAGCACAUCAGAACGGGGCUGUGUCGUCUCCUGUUGCUUCUCAGUCCCAGCCUCCAUCCUCUGCAGCAUCUCCUCCUGCUCAGCCUCCCAGAGAUCAGUGGGGCGGCAAGUAUGAGUUUCUGCUCUCCUGUAUCGGCUACUGUGUUGGCCUGGGAAAUGUCUGGAGGUUUCCUUACCUCUGCUACCGAAACGGAGGAGGUGUGUUUCUCAUCCCGUACUUCAUCAUGCUGUUCUUCACGGGGAUGCCACUGUUCCUCAUGGAGCUCAGUCUGGGCCAGUAUGGGGCUGCGGGUCCCAUAACUGUCUGGAAGUGCUGUCCCCUCCUCAAAGGUAUUGGCAUAGGGAUGCUGUGUGUAUCCACUCUCGUGUGUCUCUAUUAUAAUGUCAUUAUCGCUUGGACCUUCUACUACCUGGGCAGUUCUUUCCAGAGCCCUCUGCCCUGGUCAUGUGAUGCUCUUCAAAACAUCGCCUUAUGUGCAAACAAAACUAAUUCGACCCAAAGUCCCUCAGAGGUGUUCUGGAAUGAGAAGGUUCUGGGUGUGGUACACAGCACAGGACUCAGUGAUCCCGGGCCGGUGCGCUGGCCUCUCGCUCUCUGCUUGCUGGCUGCCUGGAUCAUCAUAUUCCUCUGCAUGCUCAAAGGCAUUCACAGCUCCGGCAAGGUGGUGUAUGUGACUGCCACUUUCCCAUAUUUUGUACUGUUGGUCCUCAUCAUCAGAGGAGCCACCCUUGAGGGCUCCUUAGAUGGUGUCGCCUUCUACCUCACUCCUAAGUGGGACCAGCUGGCUGAUGCACAGGUGUGGAAUGAUGCUGCGUCGCAGAUCUUCUAUUCUUUGGGUAUUGGAGUUGGAGGCCUCCUGUCCAUGGCUUCUUACAAUAAAUUUGACAAUAAUGUCAUCAGGGACACUAUUAUCAUCACCAUAGGGAACUGUAGCACCAGCUUUUUUGCAGGCUUUGCCAUCUUCUCUAUCCUCGGUCACAUGGCAUUUAAGAAGGGCGUUCCUGUGGACAAGGUGGCGGAUUCAGGUCCUGGUCUGGCAUUUGUUGCCUACCCAGAAGCCCUGGCUCUUCUCCCUGGAUCAGUGUUUUGGUCCAUUCUGUUUUUCCUCAUGCUCUUUAUGCUGGGAGUGGACACCUUGUUUGGUAACAUGGAGGGCAUUUGUACGGCAGUGCUGGACGAGUUUCCUCAGCUCAGGUCCAAUCUGAAGCACAAGACGCUGUUCUUGGCAGUGCUCUGCUUCUCUUUCUAUCUGAUGGGCCUGUUGCUCAUCACUGACGGUGGGAUAUACUGGUUUACGCUCAUAGACUCCUUCAGCACCAGCUUUGGUCUCAUCAUCAUUACUCUCUUCAUGUGCAUUGGCAUCUCGUUCUUCUAUGGGGUGAACCAGUUCUGUCAGGAUAUCGUGGACAUGAUCUGCCGAUGUCCUCCCUGGUGCACUAAAAUGCUGCUGUACUUCAAAGCCUGCUGGGUAGUUUUCACUCCAUUCCUGCUAACGUUCAUCCUGACCUAUAUCUUCAUUGAGAUGUACCGAACUUCUCUGCGCUAUGGCUCAUAUGUGUAUCCGAUUUGGGGCAAAGCUCUGGGUGUUUGUAUGGGCGCCUUAUGCUGCCUGCAGAUCCUCAUCUGGGCGAUCGUGGCCAUCAGUAAAGAGUCUGGAACUCUUAAAGAUCGCUUUAAGAAAUCCAUCCGUCCCCUGAACUCGUGGCGUGUGAACAACAUAAACUCCAGCUCUCAGGAGCAGCACGUGGAGCCCCACACAAUAGAGGGGCCUUUCACAGUUAACCUGACUGAAGCCGACUACACCGGCAUGAACUGGGAGGGCAUCAGCGAGGCGUAGCGCCGCCACUAAUGUUGAGUACUGGAACAGCACUCUCUCAGAAGCACAAGUACUGGUGAGGAGGACUGCUGUACAGAGAACAGUGCACAGCUGGACUGAAACGGUGUUACUUUCUUUGCAGGACACCUAAAACCAUAGCUUUUUUUAUAUUUAUGACAACAUGGCCCAUUUGACAUCGGGACUAAAAGCCAAAGCAAGAAGCAUAAAAGACGUUUGGAUUAUCUGGCUGAAUCCUUGACACCCCGAGAUUCCGUUUCAUGAAAGAAUGUACAAGACUGUUUUAUAAGAUAACAGACUGUGUAAGUUUAUCUGUUUUACAUUUACAUUGAAAUGUACAAUCAUAUACAAGAGCAAGGCCAAAUCAAAUCAGGGCAACAUCACAGAGUAGCAAAACUGAAGUCAUUUUAGUAGUAUGGGCUGAGAUUGGACAAUUAAUCGAAGGUGAUUUUCAUGCUCAUUUUAUUAGUAAAGCCGGUUCUAGUAUGAUCCAGCAGGUGCCUUCAGAUGGAGCAUCAUUUACUACACAAAGCUGAUACUGACAGCGUAUGCAAAAUAUUGUUUAGAAUCCAAAACAAUAGGGGCGGCACGGUGGCUCAGUGGGUAGCACUGUUGCCUCACAGCAAGAAAAAGGAUGGUUUGAGUGGCCUGACUGGGCCAGGAGGCGUUUUAGUGCAGAGUUUGCAUGUUCUCCCCGUGCUCUGUGUUUUCCCCACAGUCCUAAGACAUGCACUGUAACUGAACUGGAUAAACAAAAUUGGCCUAAAGUUGGUAUGAGUGUGUGUGAUUGUAUAGGUGUUUCCCAGUACUGGGUUGUGGCAGGAAGGGCAUCCGCUGCAUAAAACAUAUGCUGGAAUAGUUGGUGCUUCAUUCUGCUGUGGCGACCUCUGAAAUAGAGACUAAAUCGAAGGAAAUGAAUGAAUGAACCUAAAACGAUCCAAGAUGAUCAAGUUUGUGUCACUUUGUAGUGAUUUACAGCUGUGUGCAGUAAAUGCUGCACAUGGAAAAUACCACAUUGUAACACGUUUACACUCGCAAAUUCAUUUAAGUGUUUUAAAGAGCAGUCUUGUGAUUAUUAGGCUAUGUCCACACAUACACGGGUAUUUUUAUAAAUGGUAUUUUAAAAAAAGGUUUUGUCCGCAUGAUAACACAUUGUGAGGCAAGUAAUGGGCACGCCAGACCAACAGGUGGCGAUAGUGACACUUGUAUACUGAGUUUACAUCAAACUAAGUGUAUUUUGCUAGUAAAUUGCAUUUAAGUCAAUGCAAACAUGAGUAUACAGGCGGAUUAACGUCCCAUGAUCAAACAAUGCGGAAUACGAGAUUUCAAGUUCCUUAUUCACUACUUUCGUGUUUGGCUUGAAACCCCGCCGUGUUGGCCAACCAGAGAGGAGAAAACAGCAUGCACGCUAACAUCAUGAGGCUAAAACUCUGGUGUUAGCGUCUAUACGACCACACUGUACCUUGAAAAUCUUCACCCUGGCCAGAUUCUUCUAAAAGUUGCAAUUACUGUGACCUGACACUGCAGUGUCACUGCAUUUUUGUGUGGACAAACAGCGAAACUGCAUAGAAAAAUGUGUGGUUUUGAAAAUACCCGUGUUCCUGUGGACAGGGCCUUCGUCAAGCUGAAUCAAUGAUAUUGAUCAAUAAUGCAACACUAUGCGGAUUUCCUUGGUGUCUUUAUGUUUGGAGUUUCCACAUGAGAGCGUCCUCUGUCCUUCGGUAGGAGAUUUACUAGUAAACACACAACCGUGCUUUCCUAUCUAGAUGUGCAUGAUCAAUCGCAUUUUACAUUUAAUUUCGAUGAGUUGCCCAGUCCUAGAAAAGGCCCGACAUGCCAAGGAACAUGAAGAUGUAGAAAUAUGAAUGUAAAACAAUGUCACAGAAAUCAUUUUCAUAAAACAUUUUCCAGAUAAUAAACACAGAAAUAUCUGUGCAUUUGAAGUUACAGACUUCAAAACUGCAACAUGCAUAUAUUAAACAGUAUGAAAUCUUG
Messenger RNA from Danio rerio (zebrafish), 4387 nucleotides. Lineage: Eukaryota; Metazoa; Chordata; Actinopteri; Cypriniformes; Danionidae. The record is from RefSeq and is a predicted model, not a curated record.